GGCGGCGAGUUCGAGGACUCGAUGUUCGAGGAGCGGUCCGAGCGGCGGCCUGGGCCUCCCGCGCCCUACGGCGCCAAGCGCUGCGAGCCGCAGGCGCCGUCAGCCUGAAGUCCUGCCGCAGCGCGAACAGUCGGGACACAUCUUACCCAGUGCCUGCGGGGCGUGAUAGUUUGGCUGGAGAAGAGCUCUGAGCGUAUUGUGCAAUUAGAAUAUUUAGUAGCCUCGUAUUAGUUCAUGAAUAUAGAUCUCACUCACUAGUCCUCCAUAAUUGCAUUUUUGUUUCAGUGGUUUGAUGAAGAAACAGAGGACAGUGAUGAUGUGGAUGUUCUCACUGUCAGGAAAUUCAGAGGGGACCUGGCCUACAGACGCCAGGAGUAUCAGGGAAAAAAAACCCCAUCCUUACACUGAAUCCUCAACGCCCCCCCAUGGCCAGAGAGCCCUGCAGGAGUAUUCCAGUAUCUCUGAAAACCUGUCAUCCACCCACUGUGCCGUGACAAGGGAUGUCCGGGAAGGCCAGGCUCGCUGUCUAGCUCACCUGGGGAGGCACACGGAAGCACUGGAGAUUGCUACAGACUUGGAAAAUAAAGCGACCAACGCAACCCACUUGAGCACUGUCCUGUACCUCCAGUUUGCUAUUUGUUCAAGUUGGCCGAACUUGGAGAAAACCAUCUUCUGCCUGCAGAAGCUGAUUGUCCUGCAUCCAUUUAACCCCUGGGCCUGGGCCAAGUUGGCAGAGGCUUACCUGAGCCUGCGACUGGCUCUCUCGGAGUCACUCAUGUCAACACAGGGACAGAGUGGUUUGCCUUCCAGUGACAAAACUGUCAAAUCCGCCUUUCCACACUCAGGACAAGGCUGUCUUUUGUGUUUCCCUGGUACCUUGCCUGAGAGCUCUGUAUUUUCCCUGGACAAAAGAAGCAGUCAUGGCCAGACACGUGAGAAGGCUCUGGAAAGCACCCCCAGCUGUAUGGCAGGAAGUCGGGAGGCUGUGUUCCCAGGAAUGCUCCUGAAAGCGUGUGCCUCUUUGAUUCGAGCCAGGCUUUUGCUUCAGCUCACCGAAGCUCAGCAGACGUCGUUUGCUUUGGAGAAGAACGAAAGGACUCAGCGGGAAAUUGAAGACAGAAUGAAAGGCUUUCACUUCCCAGAGGACGCCCUACUGCGGAUCGCUGAGGUCAUGGGAGAAGAUAUCGUCCCAGAAAAAAUGAAAGAGGAAGUUCGUGCAGAGGUGCAGGGUGCUGGCUCUGCAGCCCUGGCCGGCUUGGUCGCUGCCUCGGUGGAAGGGUUUGAGGACAAGUGGUUCGGGAAGCUUGGAGGCCACUUCUGCUCCUUGGAGAGUCCCUUCCACACUGAGCCGCAGGUCUUGGCUUAGAGACUGUUUAAGUGCAAACAUCUUACAGCGUAUGAAUCAUCCAUGUUUACUUCAGAUGGUAUCCAGCGCAAAUCAUGCAAAAUCCUGAAUUAAAAACGAUUCUUUGUUUUGGAAAAAUGGUUUCUCACCCAGGUUA
Messenger RNA from Heterocephalus glaber (naked mole-rat), 1502 nucleotides. It is a transcript of the gene CUNH8orf76, whose product is annotated as chromosome unknown C8orf76 homolog. Lineage: Eukaryota; Metazoa; Chordata; Mammalia; Rodentia; Bathyergidae. Gene Ontology annotation, molecular function: protein binding. The record is from RefSeq and is a predicted model, not a curated record.